Pygoscelis adeliae (Adelie penguin) is the source of this 2303-nucleotide messenger RNA. It is a transcript of the gene RCC1L, whose product is annotated as Williams-Beuren syndrome chromosome region 16. The coding region runs from base 1 to 1083 and encodes 360 amino acids. Lineage: Eukaryota; Metazoa; Chordata; Aves; Sphenisciformes; Spheniscidae. The transcript is spliced from 11 exons. The record is from RefSeq and is a predicted model, not a curated record.
AUGCUCUGCUGGCCAAUCUCCUCUGUUGCCUGCGGUUAUGGAUUCACGCUGCUGUCCUCUAAUACGACAGACAUCAUCAAAGUGUGGGGCAUGGGGCUGAACAAGGAUUCCCAGCUUGGAUUUCAGCGAAGCAUAAGAGAUCGAACUAAGGGCUAUGAAUAUGUCUUGGAACCAUCUCCAAUUCCAUUACCGUUGGAGAAGCCGCAGCAAACUCGAGUCUUGCAGGUGUCCUGUGGGAGAGCCCAUUCCCUGAUCCUGACAGAUAGUGAAGGAGUUUUCACCAUGGGGAACAAUUCUUAUGGACAGUGUGGCCGGAAGGUUGUUGAAGAUGAAACUUACAGUGAGAGCCAUCUAAUUCAUCAGCUGAAGGAGUUUGACAGCAGAGUUGUCCAGGUUGUGUGUGGGCAGGACCACAGUCUGUUUAGAACCAAGAAAGGUGCGGUCUAUGCAUGUGGAUGGGGAGCUGAUGGACAAACAGGUCUUGGACACUACAACAUCACCAGUGUUCCUACUAAGCUACGUGGUGACAUUGCUGGAGUAAACAUUAUCCAGGUCUCUUCCUAUGGGGACUGUUGUCUGGCUGUUUCAGAUGAAGGAGACGUCUUCGGUUGGGGAAAUUCAGAAUACUUGCAGUUGGCAUCUGUCACAGAAACCACACAGGUGAAUGUUCCCAGACAUUUGCCAUUCAAGAUUGGGAAGAUAAAGGAGGCUGCAUGUGGAGGGACUGGCAAUAUUGUGUUAACGGAAGAAGGAAAUGUUUUUGUCUGGGGAUAUGGAAUUCUUGGGAAAGGACCAAACCUAAUAGAGACAGCAGUGCCAGAGAUGAUCCCACCCAGCCUUUUUGGCUGGUCAGACUUCAAUCCGGACAUCCGUGUUGCUCACGUUCGCUGUGGACUCAGCCAGUUUGCGGCACUUACAAACAGAGGAGAACUGUUUGUAUGGGGCAAGAAUCUAAGAGGGUGCCUGGGAACUGGAAGAAUGGAAGACCAAUAUUUCCCAUGGAGGGUGACUGUUCCCGGUGAGGUGGUGGAUGUUGCAUGUGGAGUUGAUCAUAUGGUAAGCAUGGCUAAGUCUUUCACCUAGUGAUAUCGCUGGGCCUCAGCACUGUGCUAAGAAGACAGGGGGACUUGGUGACGAGUUUCUUGGAAAGGAAGACUCAUUCUGUGAAGCCAAGCAAGAAGUGACUGUGAGCAGAGACAGCCAUAGCAGUGCCUGGGUGUGUUUUCAUUUGCAUCAUUGAAAUGCUCUGGCCUGGCUGCAGGAAGGAUGUACGUUCCCCGAGGAGAGUGGAAAUGCAGGGAGUGCUUUGGCUGGUUCAUGAUGAGCUCCCAAAGAGACUGAGGCCCAGCCCACAGCUGAUGAGUCCCUCUGUGUGUAAGGAUGAAGAGCAUCUCCCUCAGGGAAAACUGGCACGAAGUGAAAUCUGUAGCACAGGACUCGUUUAUGGAUGCUUUCCCUGUCACCAGCUCUGGGGUGUCGGUGUUGGGUUGAGCCAAACUAUUUCUCAAGGGAAAGGGUUUUUUAAUAACUGUUUUUUAUGUGGAAGAAAAGUCGUGCCGGCUGUUGGAGUUCAGCACAGCCGUCCUCGGCAUCCGCCACCAGCUGCACUCUGCCCAGGCUGCUGUUCCCUGUGGAAGCUGGAUGCACGGCCGGUGGCCUGGAGACAGUGGUGUGCUAGCAGGGAAAGGAGUCUUAAUGGGCAAGAAGGCAGAGCCUUGUUUCUUGGUACUUUCUUAGCAGAGAAGUUGUGGUGAGCGCGUUUAGGACACAGUAGGCUGCUGGAGGUGGGAUGCAACAGCUGUAUGUACCUGUAGCAGGCACUUACCAAAUCUCAUCCAGAAGUGUGGGAAACUGUCUCCUGUGAAAUACACCAAACAUCAGGCAGCAGAGUUGUGUAACUUUUUUCUGUGUGGGAUACUUCUACUGUGUAAAUUAUUUUGGCAAAAAUCCAAGCUGAUAAUGUUUUUAAUAAAGUGGUAAUGGAAAUAUUCUUGAGCUUGACUUCACACACGGGCUGCUCAGUCUUGCAGCCUGCAUUUAAACUUAAGCAUUUUGGUUCACAGUGAUGUGACAGGAAACCUCGCGUGUCAACUGAGGCACCUCUGCACCUGCAGGACUGAUACUGUUGUAGGCAGGCACUGUAUCCACCGUCCCAGGGGACACCACGUACUCACACUUUGGCUCUGUUAUCUGAAAUUCUGUAUCAAAUCUGUUGUGUAAUUACCAAAAUUCAGGGGUGAACUACCUUGAUGAAGUAAGUCUUGAAGGACUUUGCAUAAAAUAUAGGAGAGUUGAAACAAAGU